Molecule: messenger RNA, 5268 nt
Organism: Pectinophora gossypiella (pink bollworm)
Lineage: Eukaryota; Metazoa; Arthropoda; Insecta; Lepidoptera; Gelechiidae
Gene: Myo31DF
Product: unconventional myosin ID
Exons: 18
Coding region: 140-3127 (995 amino acids)
Biological process (GO): vesicle transport along actin filament; actin filament organization
Cellular component (GO): cytoplasm; actin cytoskeleton; myosin complex
Molecular function (GO): microfilament motor activity; ATP binding; actin filament binding
Source: RefSeq, a predicted model, not a curated record
UGGUGUGGGGUGGUUGUGUUUUCGGUUAAUUUAUUUUAACGGUUUGUUGACAGUAAUUUACAAAUUCGUUAUUUGUAUUUGAUAAAUUGUGUGUGGAUAAUAGUUUUUGUUACUGUUGUGAGUGAUAAAGUGGUAAACAAUGGCGACUCAACCCGAAGUCGGUGUGUCCGACUUUGUCCUAUUGGACAAUUUGACGACGGACAAAUUCAUCGAGAAUUUGCAUUUGAGGUUCCAACACAACAAAAUCUACACAUACAUCGGCGAGGUGCUGGUGUCAGUGAACCCGUACAAGACACUAGACAUCUAUGGCCCUCAGCAGAUGGCCCAGUACAGGGGCCGCGAGAUGUUCGAGGUCCCCCCACAUGUCUACGCUGUUGCCGACGCCUGCCAGAGGGUGUUGCGACAACAGGGCAGAGACACAUGCGUGCUGAUAUCAGGAGAGUCGGGUUCCGGCAAGACGGAGGCGUCCAAGUUCAUCAUGAAGUACAUCGCCGCCAACACCACGCAGGUCCACAGGGAAUAUAUUGACAGGGUUAAAAACGUCCUCAUCCAGUCAAACUCGAUACUCGAGACCUUCGGGAACGCGAAGACGAACCGUAACGACAACUCUUCACGGUUCGGCAAAUACAUGGACAUCCACUUCGACUACAAGGGAGACCCGGUGGGGGGGCACAUCAGUAACUACCUGCUUGAGAAGAGUCGAGUGGUCUCUCUCCAGCCCGGCGAGAGGAACUUCCAUAGCUUUUAUCAGCUUCUCAGCUCAAACAACGCAGUAGCGAAGAAGUUCGGUCUAUCAUCAAGUGCUACAUACCAAGUGCUAGGCAGCGAGCGAGUCACGGCGCAGGACUCGAAGCUGCACUCCGUCACCAACAGUGCGUUCAGUGCUCUUGCCUUCCAGCCGUCUGUGGUCGACGACAUCUGGAGCAUAGUUGCUGGGGUCAUAUUACUCGGCGAGCUAACUUUCACAGAGACGCCAGAAGGGGAGCUCUCAGUGGGCGGACCUCUCAAACAAUGUGUGUCAGCCCUUGGAGUCACCGAGCAGGCGCUGAAAACUUGUAUGGCGGGCAGAGUGCUGGCGGCGGGCGGCGAUCUGGUCAGCAAGCAACACUCGCUCACAGACGCCAACUACACGCGACUAGCGCUUGCUAAGGCUGCCUACGACCGGCUCUUCACCUGGAUUGUGCAGCAGAUCAACAAAGCAAUCGAAGUCCCCCACGGCACGUACAAGAGCACGCUGAUCGGCGUGCUGGACAUCUACGGCUUCGAGAUCUUCGAGACCAACAGCUUCGAGCAGUUCUGCAUCAACUACUGCAAUGAGAAGCUGCAGCAGCUGUUUAUUGAGCUGGUACUAAAACAAGAGCAAGAAGAGUACGCCCGGGAAGGCAUUCAGUGGACGCCGAUCCAGUACUUCAACAACCGAGUGAUCUGUGAGCUCGUGGACGCGCCGCACCACGGCAUCAUCGCCAUCAUGGACGAGGCGUGUCUCAAUCCCACCAAGAUAUCAGACAAGCAGCUGCUAGAAGCAAUGGACAAGCGUCUCAGCGGACACAAGCACUACACCUCGCGGCAGCUCGCGCCCACAGACAAGAAGCUCAAGCACAGUGUCGACUUCAGAAUCACGCACUACGCGGGCGACGUGACGUACGCGAUCACAGGCUUCAUGGACAAGAAUAAGGACUCGCUGUGGCAGGACCUCAAGCGGCUGCUGCACUCGUCCACCAAUCGGUCGCUGACUGAGAUGUGGCCGGAGGGCGCAACCAAUAUACAGACUACGUCCAAACGUCCCCCGUCGGCGGCGACCCUGUUCCGCAACUCGAUGGCUUCUCUGGUGACGGGGCUGCAGAGCAAGGAGCCCUUCUACGUGCGCUGCGUCAAGCCCAACCCGCUUCAGGCCCCCAGCACGUGGGAUGAUCAGCUGGUCCGCCACCAAGUCGCCUACCUAGGCCUAGUAGAGAAUGUCCGCGUGCGUCGCGCCGGGUUCGCGUCCCGGCAGCGCUACGACCGGUUCCUCAAGCGGUAUAAGAUGCUCUCACAGUACACGUGGCCCAACUUCCGCGGCACCAACGACAAGGACGCCGUCAUGGUGCUGCUGCAGGACUUGAGGGUCACCGAUGUGCAGUUUGGACACACUAAGCUGUUCGUUAGGAGCGCCAAGACCCUGCACAGCCUGGAAGCGGCUCGCGCCGAGCUGAUCCCGUCCAUCGUGGUGCUGCUUCAGAAGCAGUGGCGCGGGGCCCUCGCACGCCAGCGGUACCGCAAGAUGAAGGCCGCUCUCACCAUAUACAACGCUUGGAAACGCUACCGCUGCCGGCGCUACAUCGCGGAGGUGCAGGCGGAGCUGCAGCGCCACGGCGGCGAGGUGGCGCGCUGGCCGGCGCCGCCGCGCCGCGUGCCGGCCGCGCUGCUGCGCGCCGCCUACCGCCGCUGGCGCGCGCACCUCACGCUGCGGCCCAUCCCGCGCGACCAGUGGCCGCAGCUCAAGAUGAAGAUCUGCGCCGCCAGUGCGCUCAAGGGCCGCCGCAACGAGUGGGGCGCGGGCCGCCAGUGGCUGGGGGACUACUUGGCCGAUGACAAGUAUAAUUCCAAAUCGGCGCUCUACAAGGCGACGAUCUCCUCCCUCCAGAAGUCCCAGCAGCUGGGCCGGCCGCUGUUCUCGUGCCGCGUGCACAAGUUCAACAGAUACAACAAGAUGGCUGAGCGCUGCCUGCUGGUGACCGACUCAGCGGUGUACAAACUGGACGCCAACACGUUCAAACCCCUGAAGAAACCUACGUCUAUUACUGAGGUGGGAGCAGUCCGCAUAAUGAGCACGAGUGUACAGCUGGUGGUGAUCAGCAUACCGUCGGCCAAGAACGACCUCGUGGUGGGGCUGGUGAGUCCCAGCGCUGGGGCCGACCUGGUGGGGGAGCUGCUAGGAGUACUGGCCAACCGGUACCAUAUGUUAACCGGCUCGGAACUGACAGUGGAGGUGGAGAGUGGUGCCACCACUCGCUGCACUCUCGGCGGCAAGACUCGAGCCUUACAGCUGCCCUCCCCCACUCCAACCCCGACAGCUAAUGGCGCGGUGCCGCCCUUCACGCAUGCGCACAACGUAAUUACGUAUCAUCCCGCGUCCGCGCGCGCGUAGCUCUGAAGUCUACUUUCUUUGAUUCGCAUUAGAUGUAUAGAAAAAGGAUGGUAGAAACAAAAGAAGAAAGUGUAAAAUAAAGUAAAAUGUUUGUACAUUUACCGAGUAAAUGCUAGCCACUCUAGCUUCCUAGAGUAGUAAAGAAUUGAAAAGUAAUGGCAAUCGCUUCUCUAAACAUAUGGUACCUGUCAAUAACUGACUUCAGGCAAUGACGUACUAAAAGUCUGUUAAGUACCAUAAUGCAACGCGUAACCCGGACAGAAUGAAAACCUUAGUCAUUUUCUUUGCUUUUCUUCCAACGGUAUAGGUUCCGUCGUUUAUCCGCUUGGAGCGCUACCGUCCGCGGCGUAGGAAAAUAUUGUUGUCUUGUUAAAAGCCUAGAUGGCGUUGACAACUAUGAGCGUUGUGAGACUGCAACGCCAUCUAGCUUAUUUUUGUAAAAUUAUUAAGAGAAACAUCUUAAACUUUUUCGGAUUACCUCUCUUUCACAUUUGUCAUCUUACCAGCCGUGCGCAUAGUAACGUUUUAAUACAACUAGAGAUGUGUAGUAUAUUAAAAAAUUACAAAAUAACGGGUUACGCGCUGCUAUGGCGAUUGACAGUCCUCUAGUCUCUAUAAAGUACCUAUUAUAGUUCGUCUAUGCGUCUACGCAUGGGUUAGGUAAUCGGAUCGUAAUGGUGCUGACUCCCAUAUACACCAUCUAACUUUAUAUUAACUUAUGUCUGUCAUUUUUUUAUUCGCCGAAAAGGAAAGGGACGGGUAAUCGAUAGGCAUAAAACUUCACAUGUCUAAAAAACCCAAUUUUUUAACCUACAGAAUUAAUUUGACAGCACACGUCAAACGGGUUUCAUAUCAGUGAGGGUUAUUCAUUCAUUUUAAAAUUAACAGUUGUCAAUCAUCCGUCACUUUCCUUUUCGGCGGUUAAGAAAAUGACGGGUAUAACUUAAAAUUAGGAGGUGCCUGCAGGAAUCGGGGCCACUAUCAGGAUAAAUAGGCUGAUUAUGGUGGAAUGGAUUUAUAUCAAGAGGCCUUAGAUCAUGUACGUAAUUACAGUGUCUUACAGAAUUUAAAAUAAGAAUCGACUGAAAGUUGGCAUUUCACGUUUUUCUAAUCGAUUUUAUUCCAAACGCCUGGAAGAGGACUUAAAAAGUUUCAUUGAAUACUGAAUAAAGUAUUUAAUAUCUUAAUUAGUAACGGGUAAUGAAAUGGCCCUAGUAAUUUACGCUUUGGUAAAUAUGUAUAAUAAUUAUUGUAUAAUUAUAUAUUUAAUUAUUUUUGAAAUGGAAUUUUAUACUUCUGUAAAGGGCUUUAUAGAAAUUGAAUUUACCUUUUUUGUAUUUCUGUCCCGACAUUGUUGUAAUAAUAAAGUUGUAACUAAUAAUAAUGUUAAGUACCUUAUUGUUAACUCACAGAAGUGAUAACGCUAGUACGUAAACAAAUUAGUUUAUUUUAUGUUAUUUUAUUUUUAAAAUAAGAGGCUGAAUGUCACUUGUCUGUGCCGACCCGGGCAACGCACAAUAAAUAUAUUAAUGUCAUUUUUGAUACGGUGACAUCGGGUGAGUUUUUUUGGCGGGAAUGGGACGGUUGCUUUCUUCAUUGAAUAAUCUAAAUAAUUGUUGAAGUGGUGUUUUGUGGGUAAUGAUCGCAUUAAGUUAGUCCGAAAUCGUUUGCGAUAGUGCUAUUAUAUCGGAAUAUUCAUGAAAUAAAGUGUACCUAUCUGUUUUCGCUUCGUGCCAUGAAGCCGCUUCAAAACACGAAAGCUUAUGCAGACUUUUCUGUUAAUUCAUUUGAGGUCUGGAGUAGGAGUCUGCUGCGAGGGUGGGGGCUUAGGUUUCAACAUUAAUCGUGAUCACCUUUCAUCAUUUCAUUAAUCAUCAAGAAAAAAAAAUACUUAAGACUUGGCUGUAUGGGCGUAGUUCUCUUUGCCUUGCCCUUCGGGGAAAAGGAAAAACAAAAUGAUACCGGGUGAGAGUUCUCAGCGCUCCUCAUUAGUCUGGCCAAGUAGUUAAUGCGUUCUGCGGCAAAUCACGCCUAUUUCUCAUCGGGGUAAGCAGAGGCUAUGGAAUUCCAUUUGCUUCGAUCCUGACACACUUUUCUUGCUUCCUCCACGCGUAGUAAUGUUUGUAUUAAAUAACCAAAUA